Messenger RNA from Chlorella variabilis, 945 nucleotides. Its product is annotated as expressed protein. The record is from RefSeq and is a predicted model, not a curated record. NCBI's taxonomy places the organism in Eukaryota, Viridiplantae, Chlorophyta, Trebouxiophyceae, Chlorellales, Chlorellaceae. The transcript has 9 exons. Bases 1 to 945 code for a protein of 314 amino acids. Gene Ontology annotation, molecular function: protein binding.
AUGCCGCUGAUGCUGCCACCACCGCCCUCGCCCAAGCCGCCCUCCCCGCCACCGCCCUCGCCCCGCCCGCCCAGCCCCUGCCUGGGCCACAACGUGCCGUGCAGCGCCUGGUUCUGCUGCGCCGCCUACACCUGCGCCAACACCACCACCAACUCCACCGCCUGCGCCACCAAGCCGCAGCCUCCCUCAUCUGUCUACCUGAGCCCCGCGGGCCGCUCGGUGCUGGUCUACCUGUCGCUGCCGCCAGACACGGGCGGCAUCAACAUCCCCAUCACCAGCUACCGCAUCCUGGGCAGGGCUGCCGCCUCGGACGCCCCCAAGAUCAGGAAGGAGGAGCUGGGCACCGCCACCGCAGACCCAAAUGUGACGUAUGUUGAGAUCGAGGCUGAUGAGUACAGCUGUGGGGAGGACUACGAGUUCACGGUGUGGGCCUCAAACGAGGUGGGCGAGUCUGAGGAGCCUCACGGCGAGAGCAUCACCCCCUGCCUCACCCAGGGCACGCCCUGCGCCUCUUACUUCUGCUGCGCAAGCCUGGCCUGCAUCAACAACACGGCCGGCGCCGCCGUGUGCGCUGGGGUGCCUGGCAAGCCCACCAGCCUGUUCCUGUCCAUGGAUGGAAAGGUACUGGACGUGAUUGUGCGCCCACCCACCCAGACGGGCGGCGACGACAUAGGCAAGUGCCAGGCGGGCGCCAGAAAAGCGUUGAGGGCCAUCACCGGCUACCGGGUGCUGGCCCAGUCCUCAACUGGCGCCAACUUCACCACAACCUCCCCGGGCUCUCCCAGCAGCCUGAUCCCCGGCACGAGGGUGAUCGAGAUUGCGCCAGACGUGUAUCAGUGCGGUGUGCCAUAUGCCGUUUCGGUGUGGUCUAUCAACGACGCCGGGCAGUCGGCAGAGCCUAUCGAGUAUGGCAACGGCAGCAACACCUUUACGCCAGCCUGCUGA